GCCCAAGGUUAUUAUAAACAUGAGCCUAGGAAUGAGUAUUUCCGAUGUUGUUAAUGAUAUAGUUGGCGCUGUUGUGAGUCAUGGAAUACCCGUAGUAGUUGCUGCAGGUAACGAGGAUACCAACGCCUGUUUAACAAGCCCCGCUUCAGUACCUGAGGCAAUUACAGUUGGGGCAAUGGAUACGUACGACAGACGAGCAUCCUUCAGCAACUUUGGGAGCUGCGUGAACAUAUUUGCACCAGGGACUACAAUACUAUCCUUAUCUAAAGAUGGAGGGACUGCUGUCUUAUCCGGUACUUCGCAGGCAGCGCCGCAUAUAACAGGAAUUUUAGCUCUACAGCUAAGCGAACUGACCUCUAGUCUGGCUAACGAACAUCAACUACCAGAACUGCUUCUACAAACUUUACUUAAGAAUGCAAAAGAAGGCUUAAUUGAUAAUGUCAAAGGAUCUCCCAACAGGCUCGGGCAGGCGCCUCCUUGCGGACUACAAGUGUACACACGAAAUAAAAAUAUUUAA
Molecule: messenger RNA, 517 nt
Organism: Zophobas morio
Lineage: Eukaryota; Metazoa; Arthropoda; Insecta; Coleoptera; Tenebrionidae
Product: aqualysin-1-like
Exons: 5
Coding region: 20-517 (165 amino acids)
Biological process (GO): proteolysis
Molecular function (GO): serine-type endopeptidase activity
Source: RefSeq, a predicted model, not a curated record